AUGCCCGUCGAACUCCGCAAGCGCAAAGCUCCCCCUCCUCCCCCUGAGCCUCCCGCCAAAAGGGCCACCGCUACCAAGAAGGCCGCUGCGCCCAAGAAGACGGCCGCGGCAAAGGUGAAGGACGCGGUGAAGGAAACCGUCACCAAGGUCGCCGAAGCGGCCACUUUCACCAAUGGCGCUGCGGCCGCCUCUGCCGAGAAGCCUGCUGUCGGUGAUGUAAUCACUCUUGAUGGUUUCGGGGGGGAGAUCGCCCUCCAAACCGGCGACUCCACCACCCUCGCCGCGCUGGCGGAAAAGUCAAAGAAGGGAGUCGUGCUGUUUACUUACCCCAAGGCUUCCACUCCUGGCUGCACCCGCCAAGCCUGCAUGUUCCGCGACGAGUACACCGCCCUGGCGACCGAGUCCGGGUUUGACAUUUAUGGCUUGUCGACUGAUUCACCCAAGGCGAACACCACGUUCAAGGAGAAGCAGAAGCUGCCGUAUGAGCUGCUCUGUGACCCCGGCGCGACGCUGAUUGGGGCGAUUGGGCUGAAAAAGGCGCCCAAGGGGACGACGAGGGGGGUGUUUGUUGUUGAUAAGGCGGGGAAGGUGCUUGCUGCGCAGGCGGGGAGCCCCGAGGGGACGGUCAAGGUUGUGAGGGAGAUUGUCGAGGGGUUGAAUGGGGAAGAAAAGGGGGAGAAUGGGGAGGAGAAGAAGGGGGAGAAUGGGGAGGAGGAGGAGGUGGUGGUAGAAGAGGGGAAGAAAGAUGAGGAGAGGGCAGAAGAGAAGAAGGAGGCGGCGGAGGCGGCGGCGGUGGUCGAGGAGGAGAAGGAAGAGGAGGUGGAGAAGAAGGAGGAAGACGAGAAGAAGGAAGAGGAAAAGAAGGAGUAAACUGUGGAGUACGUUUAUUUCGAGGGGUGUUCGCGAUAACGGCUUGAUUCUUUUUUCUCUAUGAGGGAUACCUAGGUAUAAAAAACGGUACCGGCAAUUUUGUAUUUCCAUUUUUCUUUGGACACGUUUAGGAACAAAUUUGAUGUGCUAUCAAUUAAUCGGUUGCAGAUGCCGACUGAGCACUUCAAAGUGCUUGCAGUGCCGUCUGUGGAUAUGUAAGACGACCAAAUACGACCCGUUCCUCGAUGCAUGUAGGAAACGAUGCGAAAUACUACCAACAGACUCUGAAUCGAUACAUGACUCUUGCUGGCUAUGCAAAUAAUGUAGCUCCGUCCAAAAACAAAAGUUCGAGCCAACGUCGAGAGGCGCUAGCCCCACUCAGGGGUAAAGUAAACAAGCCCCUGUCGACUCUUACCUCUGACCCAACAACUCGGAUGAAAGCCAGUGGGUGAGAACUAUCUGUUUUGACGCUUCCUUGUCCCAGU
Molecule: messenger RNA, 1355 nt
Organism: Podospora pseudocomata
Lineage: Eukaryota; Fungi; Ascomycota; Sordariomycetes; Sordariales; Podosporaceae
Gene: DOT5
Product: thioredoxin peroxidase dot5
Exons: 2
Coding region: 1-870 (289 amino acids)
Biological process (GO): cellular response to oxidative stress; cell redox homeostasis
Cellular component (GO): cytoplasm
Molecular function (GO): thioredoxin peroxidase activity
Source: RefSeq, a predicted model, not a curated record